This is a messenger RNA of Diaporthe batatas, 4835 nucleotides long. RefSeq lists its product as uncharacterized. Gene Ontology annotation, cellular component: cytoplasm. NCBI's taxonomy places the organism in Eukaryota, Fungi, Ascomycota, Sordariomycetes, Diaporthales, Diaporthaceae. The record is from RefSeq and is a predicted model, not a curated record. The transcript is spliced from 6 exons. Gene Ontology annotation, biological process: regulation of GTPase activity; signal transduction. Bases 874 to 4353 code for a protein of 1159 amino acids.
GUGCUGUCAGGCUGUCAGGUUGUCCGCCUGUCUGCUGUCCAAUUGCCCCCGCCUGCACCAGCACACCAGCACACCAGCACUGCCCAUUCCAUUCCACCCCAUCCUCCCGCCCUGUCCCGGCCGUCACAUCACACUCCCCCCCAUCAAAUCAAUGAAUCAACCAGGCGGGCCUGCGCAUGCUGUAUUGUCCUUGCUUCACUCCACACCACGUCUUGUCCUGUCCUGUCCUGACCCUAACUAGCCCUCGUCCUCGCCCUUGACCCGCAACCCAGUCCCGGGCCAGCAGAGCAAAGUGACAGACAGACAGACAGACAGACAGACAGACAAGAGUGGUCAGACAGACGACUACUUGCAUUCGCAGACCGGCCCUUGGUCACACAGACAUAUGUCUGUGCCCUUUCAACGUCCACCCUCCUAGUUCAGCCGCCUCGACCCUCCCACAUCCACAUCCACUUCCACAUCCCGCCAGUCGAGCCUAGCUCCUCGCCUCUUGCAUUAGGGAGCCAGAGCAGAGCCGUGCUCUCCUUCUCCCGGGCUCUACAACUGUCCAACGGACCAAGCCGGACCCAAGCCACGACGGCCUCACCACCACCCCUCCGUUGAUGCUCAAGGGUUGCCACCAGCCAGCCCGGCUUCCACAAACCCUCUCUCCUAACUCUCCCUCUCCACCCUCCCACCACAGGGGACAGGACGAGACAGCCAGCGCAGCCUACAUGCCCUCAGCCGGGCCAGCAUCUCGCCCUCCAUCUUUCCCAUGCUACUGAUUCACCACCUCUUCCUCCAUUGAGCCACGGCUGCUGCUCCUGAUCCCCAGCAAAAACACCUUCUUUUUUUCCCUGGCCACAGCAGACAACGCCGCACCAACCAGCAGCCAUGGAUGACUAUCUGGAGAGCCCCCUGGAGGACGAUGUCUUUCCUUGCAAAGGCUGUGGAGAGAUCCUGGAGGAGGGCAAGGCUUUUGAGCUUGCUGGAAACCGAUGGCAUCUGAAUUGCUUCCGAUGCAACACCUGCGGCACCCUCCUCGACUCCGAUGCGAACCUCCUCCUCCUCGGCGAUGGCUCUCUGAUUUGCAACAACUGCACAUACAGCUGCAGCGCAUGUAGCAACAAGAUCGAGGAUCUCGCGAUCCUCACUGGCGACCAGGCCUUCUGUGCGACCUGCUUCCGAUGUCGAAACUGUAAGAGGAAGAUCGAGAAUCUGCGAUAUGCAAGGACAUCACAGGGAAUCUUCUGCAUGAGCUGUCAUGAGUCGCUCAUGGCAAGACGGAGAAAGAAAUCCAAGGCUGCCGCCCAUGCGAAGGGGCGAGAUAAGGACUCCCCCAUGGUCGAAAAGUCUCUGCCCGCGUUGCCGCCCAACGCGAUACCACCCAACGCGUUUUCCGACGACCGUGUUUCCCCAGACUCAGACACUCCUACCGAGCUGUCGCCGCGACCAACCAGGCCGGCGUAUCCCAGGAAGGACUCGUCCUCAAGAGGUAGUUCACGUCCCGCCCGCUCGCCAGAGAGGCAUCCUGAGCCCAACAAGGAGACUGGGACCGGGCUCGGCCUGCCCGCCCACAACUACCGGAAAAACAGGAACAGCUCCAUCAUCGGUGGACAGGCUAACAUCGAAGGUGCAGACGGUGACAGCUUUUUCAUCCCGGUGGCCCUAGACCCCAGCCCCGCGCCCUCGGUGUCGUCGCCGCGGUCCAACGGUGACGCAUUUGACCAGCGCAAAAUUAGCAACGAAAAGGAUUAUUUUACGAAACAGGCGGACAAGAAGAAUGAGGUUCGCAGCUCCCAGGCCUCAACCCCUCACAUUGCCUUCCAGGAAAAGCCGCGGCGGACCUCGUCCGACUACGAAGCUUCGACCCCCAAGGAGCCCGCGAGGAAGCUGUCAAAGUCGUCUAGGUCUGACAGGAGCGUCAUGUCACAGGCAUCCCCUGUCGCCAGCGAGGACAGGUCCCAGAAGGCCUCGAACGGACACAAGGAUGAAUUCAAGCUCCAGGAUGCCCCCAAAAGUAAGAAAUUAAUCACCAACCGGCUCCCUCCACAAGUGACCAGCUCCCUGGAGAACGGCACCCCCAAGUCGGUGGACCGCAACGUGAGGAGGGAUACUCUGGGUUCCAAGUCCGAGUCGCCCCCGCGGUAUGGCUCGGCGGACAGGUCUGGAGCAUCCAGGGAGGCCCAGGACGCCCGCACAAAAGAUGAUGACAAGCGUCCAUCCCUCGAAACAAACAAUUCCAAUUCCGCUAGGACCGGAGACACUUCCAAUCCCAGGACUCUUCCUCGAAAGGACCUCCCCAUCUCGGCUGCCAAUCGCAGCGUAAACGGCAAGUCCACGAGGCCCGAGGAACUCACCCGACCACAGGUCGAGCAGAAACUGAGCGACACGUACAUGUCCCCGCGGGCUCCUCCCCAGCCUCCCGGGGCGACCGCCGCUGCGAAGGAGUCGAACAAUGCAAAGAACGGGCAGACAUCCCCCAAGGUGUCCCCCAAGCUACCGAGAUGGAGCUCUGGCGGCGAUUUCACCAUGGAUGAAGACAUGGCACGUAUCCUGGGCACUGACGAGGGAUCCUCCUCCUUACUACGCCGAGUCUCCAACGCCGUGAGGCACGGGCGUACCGGAAGCACAGAGUCUAACUCACCGCAGACCAGGACCGCACAUGGUAGAAGCAUGAGCGAGACGACCCGAGGAACCGCUUCGCCCAGCUGGGACAAGACCCCCAUCAUCGAGACCGAUCAGACUGGCGAUACGAACUCCAUAAGCAUUCCCGUGUCCCAGGACGACCCCGCCUUUUUGAAGCGACAACUGCGCACGUCGGAGCAGCGAGUUGCGGAGCUGGAGAAGAAGUUCCAUUCGGAGAAGGACCUGCUAUCCAUCGACGAGAAGCUGACCGAGAAGAGGAAGACCGUCUCUGUCCUGGACACGCAAACUGAAAUUAUGCUCCGUGAGUUGGAAGUACUUGCCGGCUACGUUGAGCGAGCUAAGGACAGCCAACGGCCCAUCGACUACCAUGCCCUCGAGCAGUCUGCCAUCAAGGAUUUUGUCGAGAAGCUUGAAAAGGUCAAGCAGACCAUGGGCGCGACUAUCCAGCAGCUGCACACCGAACGGAACCAGUUAAUCGAAGAUAAGGAGCGGGCGAUCGCGGACCGGGACCGGGCCCUCCUCGAGUUCGAGCAGCUGUCAUCUAAGAAUGCACAGCUCGCUGACAUGAAUAAUGACCUCACACACCAGAUUCAAGGGCGCUUCAAGUCACAGGUUGGGUCUGAUGGAAAGCCUUCGAACGGGCUGGGCAUAUAUGCAAACCACAAGUCCAUGUCCAGCACGUCUGUCCACAACAUUGAUGCCUCGAGCAUUCAGACUGGGCCAACGCUGGUAGCCACAGACGUUGAUGAGCCUAUCCUCGAGGGGCCAACUGUGGUUCAGGUGAGAAAGGGGCAGGCCAAGAAGUUCAACUGGAAGAAGGGCGGUAAGUCCGUGGCACAGAACAUUACCAGGGUCGGCCGGGCCGUCGCUGCCUUCCAGACGAACGAGCGCGACCCCAGACUUCCUCAGCAGGGUGGCUUGAACUCGGACAACAUUGGUCUGCCAUACAACAUGACCAACACGCAGUAUGAACAGCCAUCGACCACGCUGCCUGGUACCAACGGGCAGCCGAACCGCGGCGCUCCUCAAGACGCUCGAGGCUUUGGCUUCUUUGGCAAGAACAAGAACCCUAACCUGCCAAAGUCCGUCUCGUCGGCAAACAUCACUACCGCAGCGGCCAUGGCUGAGGACCCUAGCACCCUGUUUGGUUCUGAGCUCGUAGAGAGAGCCGAGCACGAGCGUCGCCAGAUCCCAAGUGUCGUCACCCGAUGUAUAGAGGAGGUUGAGCUCCGGGGCAUGGACGCCGAGGGCAUCUACCGGAAAUCAGGUGGCAGCGGACAGGUCAAGAUGAUCCAGGAGGGCUUCGACAGGAUGGACGACUUUGAUAUUUCCGACCCAAGCAUCGACAUCGCAUCUGUUACCAGCGUUCUCAAGCAGUACUUUAGGAAGCUACCCACACCGCUCUUGACCUUCGAUGUUUAUGACCGGGUUCUGGAAUCAGCCGGCAUCGCCGACACUGCUGAGCGCUGUGCUCAUCUCCAGAAGACGGUGAACAUGCUCCCGCCGAAGCACCGUGACACCCUGGAAUUCCUGAUGUUCCAUCUGGCCAGAGUUGCCAGCCGCGAGCGAGAGAAUUUGAUGUCACCCAAGAACCUGGCGGUGGUGUUCGCGCCCACAAUCAUGCGGGACCACAGCCUCGAGAGGGAGAUGACGGACAUGCACGCGAAGAACCUUGCGGUGCAAUUUAUGGUUGAGCACAGCAGCGAAAUCUUUGCGACCGACUGAGACCGAGGGCUGAAGACAGGAGAAAUUGCACAGCAGCUUCUGGACCUAUCAAUCAAUUUUGAGAGGACGAAAAGAGCGGGAGAAGACGCCAAGAUACAGCGAUGAGCGUAUUCCGCCAUUGAAACACCGACCGACUAAGAUGAUAAGCGACCUCCUACCUUGACUAUUGUACAUAUUUACUUCGCCAUGUGGGAUAUUUCACCCAGAGGUGCAAGGGCGGGAGGACGGGAGAAACCAAGGAGGUGGGAGCGCCUUGGUUGUUUUUUCUUGACAUAAUGCGCUGGCGCUGGCGAGUGGAGCGAGCGAGCCAGCCAAGUUGACAGUGAUCUGGUUAGAAUUCGAUUCCCAGGCUAGCAUAGCAAGCUCCCGAAGGUAUUCGGCUGGAUGGCAUGUGCGCAUCGAAAGGGAAUUUUUGGAGGCGAGCUUGAUACCUAGACCCCGUUAGUGGAAAUGUCAUCUUCUGGAUGCGAGCUUUGACACGA